Messenger RNA from Chrysemys picta bellii (western painted turtle), 7108 nucleotides. The record is from RefSeq and is a predicted model, not a curated record. Lineage: Eukaryota; Metazoa; Chordata; Testudines; Emydidae.
AAAAGCCUCCAAGGGUGACAAUGAAGAGGCAGCACCAGAGGCAUAAUUGCCCAAGUGGAGGCAGAAAUCUCUGCCUAGGAGAGUGAGAGCUAAGGUCCUAUUCCACCUGACUCCCCCUACCUAGUUCUGUAAUCCUGGCUCAGAGUAGGCAAGCGAGGCUGCUGUCUGCAGCUGAAGAAAGGAUGCUAGAGAUUCUCUCUUUAGGAGGAAAAAUGGUUGGUUGGACUUCUCUGCAAUAAGAAACACCAUCCUCCAAAGAAACGUCCCAGCUGCCUGAGAUUGUCUGGUUUUGACCAAGUUCGAUGCAGGGAAGCUGAUGACAACAUGUUGUGCCAGGGACUCGGGCGUGAAAGUCUCAGUGACAAUUUCUGGCUGCAAAAGUUGAGUUCACCUGGGGCUUUUUGUGGGCUGUUUGGAGAGCCAGGCUCAAGAGCUGACGCUGAGCAUCCUACCCAGCUGUCAAGGAAAGCCUCUGCAAAGCCGCUAGUGCAUGGGAGUCAAGUAGCAGGCUUCAUCCCAAGGCAACUCGGAUGUGCGGCAUGACUGCGAACCUGGCGCAGUGGCACAGGAGCUGAGCAUGGCAGGGGGCAUGGUCUGCUGUUUGCCUUGGUGAGGAGAAAGAAGAUCGAGAUCACAUUGUGCAGCGCCCGGCACCAGGCUGCAGCUGCGACCCCCAGCGCCAAUUCCCACGUGCAGGGUGGCUUUCGCCCUGUGCUGGGGGCCGCCCCGCGUGCGGCAGACAGAGAGGCAGCUCUGUUUUUUCGGGUGGCCAUUGGUGCUCUCUGCCCCUCUCCCUUGUUGCACUAUGGGGCAGUGAGGAAUUAUAAAACAGCAUGCAGGAGGAAGAGGGCUGCCUCUAGGAACUGGGUCUUUUGCAGAUGCCGCUUUAAAGCACCCACCAGCUCUUUACCGUACUGCUGUUUUUUCCAGGCAACGCCACACCUCCCGAGGACACUGGGGACAUCAGGUUUUUUGCUGAGCUUAGCAUCUUUCCACCAUCAUAGAGAAAGCUUCAGAUAGACACUGAUCUGCCCUGAAGUAAAGAGCUGCAACAGCCAUCAAGAGGCUUUUCCUCCUUUGCCUGUCCAAUCCCACCCCAUUACCAGACCUAACCUGCACAAUCUGGAGAGCUAACCCCCCCCCACCCUUCCUACGAUGACUCACCAUUAUUUUGAACUUUGAAGAGAGGAACUUAUGGGGAUCUUGGAAGCCUGUAUCUCUCUCUAGGAUUUCCCCAGAGUCAAUUAAUCUGUGUCACUAAGAGACACUGAGAUUUGCUUCUCCAGGUAAUGCGAUUUGUUUUCUGUACGCAGUGGUCGUUUGCAAAGAAGGAGGGGAGAGGAGCCACAGAAAAAAAAUCUCGAGGAUGGGAAAUGCAGUAGUCAAACUGUCAGCUAGCACAGGUGUUUGCAAAUUAACUAGCCGCAAAAAAAUAAACCAAACCAUUUGGCUGUAAAGCCUAAAGAGAGAGAGAAAAAUUAUCAUAGGGAAGCAUGUUGGCUUGCAAUUUUAUUUCCAGUGCAAAAGAACGGUGAACGUGUUUAACUUUAAGUUGGAGACAUUAAUGUGCUCCUUUAGGUUAACACUGAAUUGCCUGCUAUUGCAUGGUUGAUUUCUAACCCUUAAGUGCAUGAGCAGAAUCUAUUGAUAUCAUAUUCAUUUUCACUGGCAUCCAGAGUUUAGUCCCUUGAAUAGAAAAGAAUUCAGUGAUUUUUUCUUGUAUUUUUUAAAAAAAGUUUGGUUUUGCCAAUGCAAAUGUUUCCCUCGUUUUCAUUAGAAAGGUUUCCUCAAGUGCUUUUUCAUCAGCACCGGAUAUUGGGACCGGAGUUUUCAAACUCUGCACCAAGAAAGCAAAUUAAAAUCAGCUGAGGAAUAUGCUGUAUAUUCUGCCAGGUGCAGGUUCCUAAUACACACAACUUUAAUUCGUCUCUCUCUUUCUCAGCAGGCUAAAAUAUUUCCCCCUCCCCGAUCAUCCCUCUGCAUUUUCAUGAGCCACUUCCAAACCUAUGAACUUGUCCUUUCCCAGGAGAGUAACCUUCCCCUGAACCUGAUCCCAGCACCGGGCAGCCGGAAGAGUUUAGAUUAAGGAUUGCUUUUAAACCUAAAUAUGACAGUUGCUACUGGAGACCCCACAGAUGAAGCGGCAGCUUUGGCAGGUCAUCCUCAGGACACCUAUAACCCUGAAACCGAUCAUGAAUGCUGUGAGAGGGUGGUCAUUAACAUCUCGGGGCUGCGGUUUGAAACGCAACUCAAGACGCUAGCUCAGUUUCCAGAGACCUUGCUAGGGGACCCUAAAAAGAGAAUGAGAUAUUUCGAUCCUCUCCGGAAUGAAUAUUUCUUUGACCGAAACAGACCCAGCUUUGAUGCUAUUUUGUACUACUACCAAUCGGGUGGCAGGUUAAGGAGGCCUGUCAACGUGCCCUUAGACAUCUUCUCGGAGGAGAUCAGGUUUUAUGAACUCGGGGAAGAAGCCAUGGAGAUGUUCCGAGAGGAUGAAGGAUACAUUAAGGAAGAAGAAAGGCCUUUACCGGAGAACGAGUUUCAGAGACAAGUGUGGCUGCUCUUUGAGUAUCCAGAAAGCUCAGGGCCCGCCAGGAUUAUAGCUAUUGUCUCUGUCAUGGUGAUUCUAAUCUCCAUCGUGAGCUUUUGCCUGGAAACACUGCCUGUUUUUCGGGAUGACGAAGACCUGCAUGGUGGUGGGAUGAGCCAUCACCCCUACUCCAACAGUACCAUGAGCUAUCAGCAGUCGACCUCUUUCACAGACCCUUUCUUUAUAGUAGAGACACUUUGCAUCAUUUGGUUCUCCUUCGAGUUCUUGGUAAGGUUUUUCGCCUGCCCCAGCAAGGCUGGGUUUUUUACCAACAUCAUGAACAUUAUUGACAUUGUAGCUAUCAUCCCGUAUUUCAUCACUCUAGGGACCGAACUGGCUGAGAAACCAGAGGAUGGCCAGCAAGGCCAACAGGCCAUGUCUCUGGCCAUCCUUCGAGUCAUCCGCUUGGUGAGAGUUUUUAGGAUCUUCAAACUGUCCAGGCACUCCAAAGGGCUGCAGAUCCUGGGGCAGACACUCAAGGCCAGCAUGAGGGAACUAGGUCUCUUGAUAUUUUUCCUCUUCAUUGGCGUCAUCCUCUUCUCCAGCGCCGUCUACUUCGCAGAGGCUGAUGAGAGCGAGUCUCAGUUUCCCAGCAUCCCAGAUGCGUUCUGGUGGGCUGUGGUUUCCAUGACCACAGUUGGCUAUGGAGACAUGGUCCCCACGACCAUCGGUGGGAAAAUAGUGGGCUCCUUAUGCGCCAUUGCAGGUGUAUUAACGAUUGCCUUACCAGUACCAGUCAUAGUGUCCAACUUCAACUACUUCUAUCACCGCGAGACGGAAGGAGAGGAGCAAGCCCAAUAUUUGCAAGUGACCAGCUGCCCAAAGAUCCCUUCUUCCCCUGACCUAAAGAAAAGCAGAAGUGCCUCCACUAUUAGUAAGUCUGAUUAUAUGGAGAUACAGGAAGGUGUAAAUAAUAGUAAUGAGGACUUUAGAGAGGAGAACUUGAAGACAGCCAAUUGCACCCUGGCUAACACAAAUUACGUUAAUAUCACCAAAAUGCUAACUGAUGUGUAGUCCUGAAAACCUGUUAACAUAUUUAAAGCUGAAGUGGAACAAUUGCAGAUAUUGCAUAAUACCCUGCAUUGUAGUUAAAACAGUAUGUUCUACAGCGUGCAUUUGGUUCUGCAUGGGAAGCAAUAGUUGUGUAAGUGACUUUCUAAACUUCUUAUUUAGACACUGAAUAAGCUUUCUUGCAAAAAUUGUUUUUUUACAUCACAGGUUUAUGGGUUUCCAGAGACAUAGAGCAUGUAGGCAUUCAAAACAAAAUUAUAUCACUUGCAAUCCCAAGGAUAUUGAACAAAAAAGUCAUUCGAGAAACCUCAUGUAAACAACAGUACCCACAAAUGUCAAGCAGAAAAAGUGUUUCACUGCACUCGACACAUACAAAAAUAUAUCCCAAGGAAAUAGCACACAUCUAGCUUCCAAGCGUAUGGAUUCAUAAUGAAAAGGUCAUGCAUAGUUUAAUUAAAGGAACAUACAUCCAGGCGUCCAAAUUACUUUAAGGCUCAGAUUUCUGCCUUGGAAAUGCCAACCAAGAAUACAUCAUGCAGGCUUGUGUUUCAUAACUGAAAAUGCUGCAUGCUGCAAUGGUUUCAUCCACUGCAGUAUGUCAGUGUGAGACCUAGGGGAGAGAGAAUUAGCAUGACAGAACACUAUUUAUUAAGUCUUAAAUUUUCUAUGCCGGCGAUAGGAAGGGAUACAUAAACAAAUCAAGAGCCUGCUUUUUAUUUGGGUUUUUUUUUUAGAUGACACUUCCAUCUUCACUAUCUUCAGGGUCACCAAAGACACAUCCACUGACACAUUCAAAAUGAGUUGAAAAAGCAUAUUUUUUUGGAAUACUGGAGCAAACUAUGCUGUGGCCUAUAAUAUAUUUAUACUGCAGUGAAAUUUAAUCAGUAAUACAGUACUGCUGCAUGGAUAUUUGUUGCAUGACAAUAUUGAAUACACAUACAAAUAUAUUUUUUCUUAGUAGACUAUACAGUAUUCAUGUUUAUAGUGUUUAUAGAUUCUCCGAUGACUUGAAGGAGAUUCAUGGAAGUAAAAAGAAAAACAAGGCUGGAUUAGGGCAAGGCAUGGGCUGACUAAAUUUGAGAAGCAAGGCAAAGCUUUCUGGGUGCUUCCUGGUAGUCACUGAAACGGAGCAAAGAAUUGUACAAGUGAAGGAAGGUGAGCUGAAAGUUAAGCACCUGUGCUCAUCACGUGGGGAGGAACUAGUAAUUAAUCUUGGUGUUACAAGCAGAAUUCCACGGCUGACCAGAGAUGGUACAAAGGACAGGUGGCAUUGUGUGUUAAAGAACUCCUGACUCUAUUGUUCUGCAACCAUCAGCUUCAUUAUAUAUUAUCAUGUUGUAUAUAGAAAGACAGGGACAGAUCCUCAGCUGCUGUGAAUUAGCUUUAUCAGAACCACAGCAAUUGACACCAGCAGAGGAUUGGGCUUGAUGUAUGUAAUAUAUAUAUGUGAUAUACAUUCAAAUGUUCUAUGAGCUUAUGCAAUAUAACACUGGCACAAAGCAAUUUAUAGGCCAGAUCCUCCGCUGGUGUAAACUAGUUUCAAUGGAGCUACAGUACUAAGCAACACCAGCGGAGGAGUUGGCUUGGGUAUGACUAGUUGUAAUACGGGAUAUAGGAGUUCAGGUUUGGAGUGGAAAACUAUUGCCCUGCGAUUGACCUCUGCUCCGAAACAAUAUACCAACAGCCCGCAGCUCUUGGGCAGAAUGGCCCAAGCUCUGCCCUCACUGGCACACACUGAAGUCAAUGAGAUUACACGGGUGUCAGUGAAGGUGGGAUCCGGCCUGCUUCCCAGAUGGCCCCUUGCUUUCAAUUAGUGGGGCAAGAGUUUCCCAUUAUUAUAAAGCUCCACCUUCUAGCACACCUUUUGAAAAUGCACCCGGGUCCUAACUGUGCUGCAGCUUCAGCUGGCCUGUGCUGAGCCCUCUCUGUUUUGGCUCACAGAGGGCGUGCAGCCCUCUCACCCUAAAGCAGAACUCCUUCGCUUUGGGCCGCACCUUGUAAUCCCCUCCCAGAAUAGAACUUCCCUUGAAAUCAAUGGGACUUUCCCCAGAGCGCAGGGAACUCGCCUCUGUGCAGAGAGUCCGCAAAAGGACUGCUCAACAAUUCAGACCCACAGGCCAAAUGUGAUGUACCGGCUUUGCACAGGGGUGAAGGCAGGGCUGGAUCUAAAGACUGGUCCAGUGAUUCCCUAGAUCCUGGAGCACUUAUUCUGUAUUGACUCAGUCUUCAAGCCCGCAACUUCCCCCACUCCAUUGAUUGCAGUGGAAGUUCUGCCUGAAUAAAGAACUCAGGGCUUGCCCCAUUCCCUUUCCAAUCCCGGUCUUCUUCCAGAAUAGUUGGGAGCCUCCCAUUGCUCCCACGAAUGUUUCAAGUGGAUUAUAGUGAUCUGUCCCUUUCCCCAGGCACGUGCUUAUUUACUUCCCGUUUUCCCAUAGUUUCCACGUCCAGAAGCGUAGCUGACAAUCCGAACAGCGGCAGGAGAGAAAGGAAUUUCCCCAUUGUUUGAUAAACCAACCAACAGAGGCAAUCUUCUUUUCAUACAUGUGCCACGGCAUCAGAGAGUGCCCGGCCGCAAGAUCUGUGGCGAAGAUCUCAGCCACUAGCUAGCUGGUCAGUAGAACUCUGAAACCAGCGAUUAUUUACCUUGUUUAGGCCUCAGGCUAGGGAAGCAUUUAAGGACGUGCUUAAACUUAAGCACAUGCUAAGUGGUAUGCUGAAUCGGGGCCUUAGACUCCCGUUGCACUUUGGAUCAGGCAAAUCGAUUUCUACCUAUCGUCAUUUUCAUAGGCCGCCGUGAGAGAAAGGAUUAUUUCUAAUAUCCCUGAUAAAAUCCAGGUACUACCCUAGUCAUCAGCAAUGGUUCCAAACAUUGCUCUGGUCCCAAUUCUCCUCUCACUUACAGUAGUUUCACGCCACUGGUCCAAAUGAAGUUAGUCUUGAUUUACACCUGUGCAAGGGAGAGAUGAUUGACUCCAGCCCAAUAGGACUGGUACUACAGAACUUUCUCCAGUUAGGGCAAAAGGGCCUGACUCCUGCAAGGUGCAAAGCACUUUCAGCUCCAGUGCCCUUCAGUGGCAGUGCCUGGCACUCAGCACCACGCUGCACUACUGCAGCGGAUGUAUUUUUUUAAAUGAGGGAUCUUAAUUCUCUUGCUUCACUGGUGCAAGCAAUGAACAACAAAAGUGCAUUUUUUGCCUUGUUCAUUUAAACCCAAUCAUUUUUACCUCUAAAAAUGUAAUAUAAAAAAUAAAAAUAAAAAGCAAUAAACCUUAUUAAAAGAAUAAUUACAUCAUAUUCUAUAGCAAUGGUCCUAAACCAGUGCCACUUGCAGCUCAGUCUGAAUUCCCAGUGAGGCCAGCCAGCCUAAAUCGAUCAGUCGGCCCCCACCAUUGUAGCAUCUGAGCACCUCAUAAUCUGUAAUGUAUUUACCCUUACAGCACCCCUGUGAGGUGGGGCGGUGUAUUAUCCUCAUUGUACAGAUGGGAAACUGAGGCAGAGUGAUACUAA